GGUCGCCGCCAGCCGCGGCUUCCCGCGCCGCUCGCGUCCAGACCCGGUCUCUGUCCUGGGUCCCCUGCGGGGUGACAGGUCCAAAGCGGGAUGCUAAGCUACAGGGAAAGCCAGUUUACGGAACCCCGUGUUUGAUGAGAGGGAGGAAGCGUUGUGGAAACCGCCAAGGGUCAAUCGCCAUCAUUCCACACACCUACCUACUCGGUGCCUAGGGUCCUGACGCUGUGUUUCAUACCAAGGACAGAAUUGUUCCGUUCUCACCUUUCCUGUGAAGAAUCGCUGGUUUUGAUAACUGCGGUACAAUGAAGGAGUGCCAGAAGGAUUGAUGCACACUGUUCAGAAACCCCACCGAGCCUCUCAACUCUAGUGUCAGCAAGGGUGAUUAAAGAAACGAUCCAAGUGUUUGAACAUGCAGUUUGAAACAGACACAUAAAAUAUGCUUAGUGUCCAAGCACUGUUUGACAUAUACAGCUUUUAUGGUAUCCAGAAAGUAUAUUAACAGCUUCCCUACCUUAGUCCUGUCUGUACGUAAGAUAGGAUUUUCUUUUGACUUGAAUGUAACAAUGCCCUUUAUAUUUCAGAUUUUAACAGGAGAUCCCAUUACUUCAUGCCUUUCUCCUUUAGUGCAUGACUUGAUUUGUAACCUUGGCUUUGAACUCAAAGAAAACUGUGAUAUCAAUAGCAUUGUAACUCAAAAUGGUGAAGUUCGCUGGAAAGCAAUUACAGACCGUGUGAGCUAUGCAGAAUCAGGGCAGAGUCUGGAUUACAGGAGAAGCGUGCGGCUGUUGGGUCCUAUCUGUGAGGCCAUCCAUCUGCAUAUCUCAUCUCUGACCAGGGCACAGUUUGAAAUUAAGUAUUCACCAUGGUUCCAGUGGACAGCCUAUCCAGAGCUGUUUCUUGAAAUAUUUGAUGCCUUGGAAAGCCUGUACCCUCCUGCCAUCUCCCUCAGCAUGAUGAAAUUGGCUUCCUGUCUGGAACGAGCCUUAGGCGAUGUAUUUUUACUGAUUGGGAAGGAGUGCCCCUUUCUUCUAAGAGAUCUUCUUGCAUCUGCAGAGCUUACUCAAGUCUUUGGACAUGCUGUGAUGGACGUACUGAAAGUCUUCAUUGGGUCUCCCUGUGGACUCAACCUGAGAAACAUCUUGUGGCAUGGCUUUGCUUCCCCUCAAGACAUUCCUCCAAAGUACUGUUCAGCUCUGUUGUUGUUGACAGCAGGACUAGGUCAGUUACUGAAGAGCUACCUUCACCAAGCAAAAGUCACACUGGCACAUCGGCCUUUUGUAACUCUUACAAACCUAGAGGAUGUGAUCGUCUUCCCUGGUGUUACUGAUGAGGUACUCUCAGCAUUAGAGAACGUGAUGAUGAAAUCUGCCUUCUUCUUAAAAACCAUGUUACCAUACUGGGAAAUGGCAGUGACCAAAUUCAAGGUGCACAGGUUUGCUGACUGCGCCAUGCUGUUGCUGUCACAGCUAGAAGCUGGACUCAGGAGAGUGUUUGCUGCAGUUAACAAAUGUCCUGAUAGACUCCUCACGGCCGAGUCAACAAUUCUAUAUACCACAUUUGAUGAAAUACUGGCAAAACACUUGAAUGAUGGUAGCAUCAACCAGCUUCCUCAUUUCCUCGGAGAGCCUGCCAUGGAAUUCUUGUGGGAUUUCCUGAACUAUCAGGAGGGUCCUCGUAUCCGGGAUCGUUUAAGCCAUGGGGAGAUCAGCUUACGUGAAUUUCCGAGAGAAGCAGCAAGCCAGCUGCUCACAUUCUCCCUGGUGCUUCUGCUCAGAUUCACUGAGGAAGACACAUUGUCAGAGCUGAAGGAGGAAGCAACAAUACAGUUGCUGGUUAGUCUUGCAGAAGGCUACAGAUCUCGCUGCCACCCAGCCUUCCAGCUUCAAAAACAGGUGCUGAGCUGUGAGAAAAGCCUCGGGAUGUGGCCUGUGUUGGCUUUGCCAGAAGAGCCUGGUCAGGAAGCAGCCAGAUUGGAAGGUAAUUCUGAAGCAUAUGCCUGCAACUCUUUAAUUAGCAAGAUUUUGUGUGAGCUCUGCCACCAUAUGCCUGGGAGUACCUGUGCUGUAAAUGGCUUGGAUGGUCUUCCCCCAGAGAAGUGGCCCCCGCUUCUCAAGGAACUCUGUAGCACACGCAUCCCCACCCUGUUUUGCCCCAGACUCAUUCUACAAGUUCUGGUUCUGCUCAGAGGCAUCAGCUCCCAGUGCCAGCGUGCAUCUGACCAAGUCAUUGCCUCUUUGCAACUGAGACACAGGCAGUGGGUGGAGCGAAGGCUGCGCUCCAGGCAGCGUCAGAACUAUCUGCGCAUGCUCAACAGUGUUAGACUUUUGUCUCCUGUGCUUUACCUGAUUUUGUUGCUCCUUGCACUGGAAUUGGUCAGCAUUCAUGCCGUCCAUAGUAAAAGUGCGCAGGAUCGUCAGCAGUAUCUGAGGUGUGGAAGACCUGGGGUAUGCACCUGUACCUGUGGGUUCUGUACUGGCUGGCCCAGUGUGGACGUCGGUAGAUGAUGCCUUCCUCUUGCAUGGGCUAGGAGAGAGAGAGAGAGUUCAGCAUCACGCGCUAUUUUAGACAGUUGUUAAUCCCUCAGAGCCCUGGGAGUUCUUCCCUAAGAACUGGAGAGAUGAUGUGACUCCCUUCUGCCUGCUUGGUUCCCUGUGAGGAGAGCAAUCUUUAUAACAGCCUAGGGCUAGGGCAUUUAGGGAUGUCUCUGGCUUGGGUUAUUAUGAAAAUGACAUUGUAGCACUAGAUUGUACAACUCUACUUCCUGUCUCUUCAGGCUAAUGGCACCUGGUCCACAGGCCACUCCUCUGCCCAGCAGUACUUUCCUCUGCUGAUGACCCUUUUCAUCCACCCCUCCCACCUUCUGAGCCUCCUCAAAUGACAGCAGAAUCAUCAUGGUCUCGGGGAUAUUUGAAGCCUCCCCUGAGGUGGUCAUACUCAGCAGCCACUGCCACCUCUAGGGUGCUCCCCACAGCAAGACGGGUAUUUGACUGGGAGGUUACACAGAUGGAACUGUCCCCAGGGUAGGAAGUCUGCUGAUGCAGAUUAGUGUCUCUGCACAGUAUGUGCUUAGCAACACAGAUAGAAACUCAGGCAAUGUCUCAGUUACUUUUCUGUUGCUAUAGAAAACAGCAUGACCGAGGCAACUUAUAAAGGAAAGUGUUCAAUUAGGCUUUUAGUUCCAGAGGGUCAGAGUCCAUGAUGGCUGAGGGAAAGCCUGGCAGCAAGAACAGCCAAGAGCUCGCAUCCCCAGUUGCCUGCAGGAGGCAGAGACAGCUCAUUCUAAAUGGCGCAUGUCUUUUUGAAGCCUCAAAGCUUGACCACAUUGAUAUACCCCUCCUCUAAUAAGGCCACACCUUUAAUCCUUCCCAAACAGUCCCAUUAAUCGAGGAUCGAGCGUUUAAACAGAUGAACCUAUGGGGCCAUUCUCAUUUAAACCACCAUAGGCAGCAAGAGCCUGCAUGCUGUGGGAUUACAUGGUUACUCCAUGUUGGGGCAUGUCUUCCUACAGUCCCAGGGCCCUGCUCAGUGAAUUACCUUCACCCCCUCAGUCCUCCUAAUGGCCACACACAAGACAUGGAUUCUAAGACAGGCAAUAUAAGCACCUGCCUGUGCCCUGGGAGAGACCCCCCCCCCAAGAGCUCGGUGUUCUAGAAGCAACGGUGGUCAUCUCCUGCAAGUGGCCUCAGGAGCAAACACACUGAAUGUGAAACAUCGUUGAGAAAGAAUGCCAUUUCACACCAAGAAAGUGGAAUGAAGGGGGAACUGGCCAUACAGGGAAGAAUCGGCCAGGAGAAAGGGAGGGGCAAGGCUGCCAAGGAGGGACCCACUCCAAGGAGGAGUCUUGCAAGGAGAAAAAUCUCUGGAACCUGAAAGCAUGGACCUCUAAAGUGGCUGGUUUUCACAGGCACACAUGUUUAAAAGCCAGGUUCCCUGGAGGCCACACGUAGUGCCCACAACCUCAUCUGGCUCAUGGUGACCCCUCACUUAGGGGUCAAAAGUUGUUUGUUUCCUGUUCGGUGGAAUGUGGGGAUAAAGGAAGACUCCAGAUUUUUGUCAGAGUUGGAGGGUUUUCAGAAAGGAAAUUUUUAUAAAUAGCGCUUUGAAAUUUAAAUGUCAAUACAUGUUCUUUAUUCUGACUAUUAUUAUGUAGAUUGAUGUUGGUGGUGGUUUCUUUACCUUGUAUGUAAAGAAUUUCGCUUACAUUUCUUUACAUUUAUAUCUGUACAUCAUGAUUUCUUUACAUUGAAAUGUGAGCAUGACAGAUUUAAGAAGGUCUUUGGUUAACCAUGCUGCCAGAGGAAGGCCAUAACUAAAAGAAGGAAGGAAGAAGGAAGGGAGAGAGGAAGAAGUACUGGCAAUGGUGUGGAGAAAUGUGGAGCCCUUGUGUACAGCCGGUGGGAAUGUGAAGCAGCACAGCCAUUGUGUGAAACGGCACAGGGGUUCCCAAAAGCUAAACAUAGAAUCUCCGUAUGACUCACCAAUUUCACUCCUAGGACAGAAAACUGAAAUUCAAACAAAGGUAUGCACAUAGACGCUCAUCUCAGCAUUGUCCUUAGAAGCCAACUGGGAAUACCCAAAUGUUCCUCAAUAGAUGAAUGGAACAGGAACAAGAGGCCUGUCCAUGCAAGGUGAUACAGCCAUGAAGGAGGACAGCCUGUGUGCAUGUGUGUGUGUGGUGUGUGUCACAGCAGACAUCAGGCUCUGUGAAAGGGGUCAAGCCAGACUAUGAUGUGUCCUCAGGAGGCACAUGUAUAGAGGUGUGGACAUCAGUGCUCACAGGACUGGAAGGGUAGGAGUGGGAAGAACGAGCUAGUGAAACUCAGGGUCACUUCCUGUGAUGGGAACAUUCCAGAUCUAGACAGAGGUGGGCCCUUCACACUGUGACCGUGUUCUUCAGUAAGGCUAAUUUCAGGGUGUAUACAUUUCUCCUCAGCAAGUUGUUAUCCUUUUUAAGAAUUUCCGGGUCAAGCCUCAGAUUGCUGCUCAUUCACAGUAGAACGGUUCGUCUGCCAAGACUCAAUGAGGUGGCAGUGGUAGUGUGCUCCUCUGCAGACGGAAGGAGAAUUCUCCUGAGAGUGGCUCAGAACAGUGGGUAAAAUGCAGACAUGAAGCACAGAUGUAGAUGGAAGUUGCCUAGCUCUUACCUGCCUGUUACUCAAGUCCCCAACAGGUCAUCUGUGUGCUACCCAAAAGAGGCUCCUCUGAUGCUCAGUGUUGAACUCAACUCAGGAAAUGGACCAACUAAUAGCAAAGACCUCUUCGGGCAGACGCAAAGGGGGAUUUUCUCUUUCUAACCACAGAGGUGGAACCUUGAGAUUGAGCGCCCAGGCUGCUUGCUGGUGUUAGCACAUCCUCACCUCUGCUGCCUCUUCCUCCACUCCUUUCCUCCCUCCAAACCCAUGCCACUUCCUCUCCUCCUGUGCCCCGCUCUGUGCUGGAGCUUGGCUAAACAUUAAUGCGGGGCUUGAUUAUACUAUUCGGUUAUGCCUAAUGAGUUGCCAUCUGGGGUGAAUAAUAAACUUCGUUUCUGACCACCUUCAGGCUGUGAAGACCUUGGAAUCCAGACGAGCACAGAACAGGAAGGGAUCCAAAAGAAGCGGGAAUACUAA
Messenger RNA from Onychomys torridus (southern grasshopper mouse), 5609 nucleotides. RefSeq names its product ER membrane associated RNA degradation (gene Ermard). Lineage: Eukaryota; Metazoa; Chordata; Mammalia; Rodentia; Cricetidae. The transcript has 17 exons. The record is from RefSeq and is a predicted model, not a curated record. The coding region runs from base 477 to 2504 and encodes 675 amino acids.